Paramuricea clavata is the source of this 753-nucleotide messenger RNA. The record is from the annotation of a GenBank genome assembly. NCBI's taxonomy places the organism in Eukaryota, Metazoa, Cnidaria, Anthozoa, Malacalcyonacea, Plexauridae.
AUGGGACGCCUCUCCCCUGAAAAGUUCAAGUCAAUGUAUUGCUUUGGGCAUACAUUGCAAUUCGUAGUGAAUGACGCUGUAGAAGCAUUUCCAGAAUUUCGCAGUGUCAUUAAAAUUGUAAAAGUAAUUGUCAAUCACUUUCACAAAAGUGCCAAGGAUUCACAUGAGCUAACUGAAAUACAAAAGAAAUUGAACAUUAAGCAGCAUAAACUGAAAAAUGAAAGUCCACCGCGAUGGAAUUCAUUGUAUUACCUGAUGGAUAGAAUUGUUGAACAGCGGGAGGCUAUAACUGUUGUUUUGGCCUCAAAUGGCAAAGUUAACAACCAGCAAAAUCACGAGUGGAAGACUGCAGAGAGUUAUGUGAAAGUUCUCAAGCCCUUUGAAAAUGUGACUUCCAUGAUGUCAGCCUCCAGAUUUCCUACUUUGUCUAUGGUUAUUCCUGUAUUAGGUGUCCUAAAACAGCAAAUGGAUGAAAGUGAAAUGAAUGACUUUGGGGAACAAAUUUGUGAAAACAUAAAGGAACGAUGGCCUGACUAUGAAAGUAAUCUUGAUUUAGCUAUUCCUGCUCUUUUGAAUCCCAGGUUCAAAGAAUAUGCCUUUACCAAUGAUGAAGCUAAGGAAUCUGCAGUACAGGCAGUAAUUGAUUUGAUGUAUGGUAAUAGUGUCGGCACUGUUGAAUUAGAGUCUCGGAUAAGUCGUUUGGACAAUCUUCCACUCAAGCAGCUUCCACAAGCUCUGAAACAGCCUCUGUAA